Messenger RNA from Centruroides sculpturatus (bark scorpion), 1810 nucleotides. RefSeq names its product G2/M phase-specific E3 ubiquitin-protein ligase-like. The coding region runs from base 103 to 1371 and encodes 422 amino acids. NCBI's taxonomy places the organism in Eukaryota, Metazoa, Arthropoda, Arachnida, Scorpiones, Buthidae. The transcript has 8 exons. Gene Ontology annotation, cellular component: nucleus. The record is from RefSeq and is a predicted model, not a curated record.
UUUACAACAACAAAUGAUUUCUUUUCAGUUUGCCUUUAUUGUAAAACUGAUACAAACAAUGAACUUCUGUGUGGUAACAUAAUUAAAAAGAAUGGAAUUGAGAUGCAUUAUUAUUGUAUGUUGUUUUCAUGUGGUUUAGCUCAACAGGAAGACAUAGAAGAAGGAAUUAUUGGUUUUAGACUUUCUGAUAUUCAACAAGAAUAUCGACGUGGGAGACGUCUGAAAUGCUCUUACUGCAAAAAGGUUGGUGGGACCAUAGGGUGUUAUCAUAAUACAUGCAGAAAAUCAUUUCAUUUACCAUGUGGCUUGAAAAAUAAUUCUUUACAUCAGUUUUUUGGAGUAUUUAAAUCAUAUUGUGAAAAGCAUCGACCUGUGCAACCAGUUCCUCCUGAAGAACAAAGUGAUAAACUAACAUUAUGUCCUAUUUGUCUUGAUAACGUUGAAAGUAAAGUAACUUAUAAUACUUUGCGGGCAAAUUGCUGUAAAACUAGUUGGUUUCAUCGAAGUUGUCUUCAAAAACAAGCAUUAAGUGCAGGAUAUUUCUUCAGAUGUCCACUAUGCAAUAACUGUGAUGAAUUUAAAUCUGAAAUGAAAACUUAUGGAAUUUAUAUACCAGAAAAAGAUGCAGCUUGGGAAUUGGAACAAAAUGCUUAUAGAGAAUUGUUAUUUAGAUAUUCACAAUGUGAUGCUUCAUUGUGUCUUUGUCCAAAGGGGAGAAAAUUUAAAAGUAAAAAUCAGUGGAAUGUCAUUUUAUGUAAUACUUGUGGUUCAAAAGGAUGUCAUAGAAGAUGUGGAAUGAUAAAUGAUUCCGUCAUGGAAUGGGAAUGUGACGACUGUCAGUCAGUGAGGACUCUAGUUCCUACAUCUGAAAAGAGAAAACAAGAAUCACAGGGUAGAUUGGAAUCUGAAAAAAAGAGAAAACUGAUGAAAUUUUCAUCAUUGCACAAUAACAAAGAAAAUUCAUUAGAUAAAAAUAAGAUGACAAAAAAAUUAAAUAAUGCAUUGCAACUUUGUAUCGAAGAGACUGGAUUGGAUAACUCUCAAAUGAAUUUUCUUGAAAACCUUCAAAGGGCCACCAGAAAUUCCUCCAGUAAUGGAAAUUGUUUGCCUCUGUUGUCAAACAAUCAAAUGAAGAGGAGACAAAAUACUAGACGCAGACAUUCAAUUCAAGUGGAAAGGAAUGGCCACAGCACAAUAAAGAAGCCAACUCUCAGUCAAAAUUCCAAGAUCACCAGAGUAAAGUCUAAAUCUUUCUCCCCAAAAUGCUGUUCUGACUGUAAAAAUUCAAAGAACUGCAUAAAAUAUCUGAUUGGUUGCCUUCAACCAAUUUCUGUCCAUAACAAAAGUUCUUCCAGUUGUUCCUUAAGUUAGACAUUUGUAGAUAAAUUAAAAUAAGACAUCAACUACGAGACUUUUUUUUUUUAACUUUCAAUGUUGAUAGUUAUAAAAUGUAUAUGAAAUUUGAAAUUAUUUUCCAAAACAGCUAGAAACUACUCAUGUAAGAAUACAUUUUCAGUAUUAUGUUGAGGAAGUUUAAGUUUUAUUUCAUAUACAAUAAUACUUACAAAAAACUGGGUGAUUUUAUAAUUGUUAAAAAAGAUGAAAUUAAAUAUAUUGUUAUUGCAUAUUUUCAUUACUAAUUUAAUCAUCUAAAAACAGUAUUGUCAAUUAUUAUUCAAUAAUUGCUUGUUUAGAAUAAACCCAGGAGGACAUCAGAAAAUUUGUUAAUUUAUAUAUCAUAAUAAACUUGCGUAAUAAUUUCCUCUUACUUUUUGAAAGUGUAAAAUUUUUAUAAAAUAUGAAUUAUUUU